AUGGUUAAGACAGACAAAUCUGCAUUAAUGAGAAUUUUGGAGGAAAAGUGUACAGAUGUCCAAAUGACAAAGAUCCCGCAAUCAGCAAUAAUGUUGGAUGCCGUGGCCCAUAUUCAGUCACUUCGAGUCACUACUGAUCUUGCUUUGACACAGAUUGCUAAUAUGAGAAGAGCAGGCAAAGGGGCUGAAGUAAUUACCGAUAUACAGUCCAGAGCAGAAAACUCCCCGACAGUUUCAGAAAUUUUUAUCCGAUGGAAAGAACAUGCAAGGAAUCACUGCUGGCAUUUUUUUUUCAGUCUUGGCUUCAGCACAACUUACAACGGACAUCAUGAUUUAUGUAGCUCAUGGGAACUUUGUCACAAGUUGUCAUGGACUCAGCAUGGACGCAGUGAAGUUCAAGAGUGCCGCGUUUUGGAGAGUGACCAUGAAGAGGCUGAUACCAGACUCAUCGUACAUGCUGCGCAUGCCAGCUUCGACCAUUCCAGUGUUACCAUUAAGAGUCCAGACACCGACGUCGCAAUCCUGGCACUUAGUCAUCAGGAAUCUGCAGGAAGCAAGAUUUGGUAUGCACUGACCUAUGUAAAUGCACAGAGUGUGGAAAUGGAGAUAUUAUUACAGAUGAAGAAGUAG
This is a messenger RNA of Paramuricea clavata, 630 nucleotides long. The record is from the annotation of a GenBank genome assembly. NCBI's taxonomy places the organism in Eukaryota, Metazoa, Cnidaria, Anthozoa, Malacalcyonacea, Plexauridae.